This is a messenger RNA of Acanthosepion pharaonis, 621 nucleotides long. The record is from the annotation of a GenBank genome assembly. Lineage: Eukaryota; Metazoa; Mollusca; Cephalopoda; Sepiida; Sepiidae.
AUGCGUAAAUGCACACAGCGAAACGUCUAUUACUUGAACGUUGAUGAUAUAAGUGCGCCUGUGUGUUCGACGAAGCCAGCAGCUACGCGCAAGCUCAAUAUAUUAUUAUACGCCCGUAUCGCCCGGAGGAAAAUGACGCGAAUAAUUUAUCUUCAGUUUUCUUCUUUCCAUUUCCUUAAUCAUUCUCUCUCAUUUUUCUUUCUUUUUCUUUCUUUUUUUCUUUUCUUCUUUUUUCUUUCUUUCUUUCUGUUCUUUCUUUUUUUCUUUCUUUCUUUUUUCUUUCUUUCUUUCUCUAAAGAAUUUAUUUUCAUUUUUCUUCUUUCCAUUUCCUUAAUCAUUAUCUCUCAUUUUUCUUUCUUUCUUUUACCUUCUUUCUUUCUUUCUUUCUUUCUUUCUUUCUUUCUUUCUUUCUUUCUGUUUAAUUUUUUUCUUUUUUUUGUCCCUUCUUUUUCUUUUGCCUUCUUUAUCUCUCCUGCGUUCAUUUCUAAUCGUUUUUCCUCUCUAUUUCUCACGUUUCCACUCCUUCUCUCUCACUUCUGUACCUUUUUAUCUCUUCCUAUUAAACGUCCCACUAUUUUCUUCCUUAUUUGUCCUUAUAUUUCCUUUUCCGCCUCUCUUUAA